AUGGAUGACACUCCUAUUGAGUUCAAGAAACUGAAAACCAUGGCUGAGUUAAUGGUGGGAGGAGCUCUUCUCUCUGGUUUCAUCAAUGUCCUCUUUGAUAGGAUUGCUUCCAAAGACGUCCUUUGCUUUUUUGGAGGGGACAAACUCAAUCAGAAGCUGCUCAAAAAGUUGAAGACUGUGUUGCUUUCGGCUAAUGCGCUGUUGAAUGAUGCCGAGGAGAAACAACUUGGAGACAACAACGUGAGGAAUUGGCUUGACGAGUUAAAGGAAGUACUUUAUGAAGCAGAUCACGUCAUGGACAAGAUCAGCACUGAAGCUCUGCGACUGAAUGUGGAGAAGGAUGAACUCGAAAGCACAGCAGCAAGUAAGCCACCCUUGAGCUUUGUCUUUAAUAAUCCAUUUGACAUAAAUGCUGUGAAAUCUGAAAUAGAAGAAAUUCUUGAUAGCCUAAAGGAUCUUUUAGAACAGACAGAAUAUCUUGGUUUGAAAAGGGUUGACCCAAAAACAUCUAUACAUAGAUCAGAUGCUCCUUUGUUAGAUGAUUCACAAGUUUAUGGAAGAGAUGUAGCCCAAACAUCUCAGUUAUUCCUAUAG
Cannabis sativa is the source of this 594-nucleotide messenger RNA. Its product is annotated as putative disease resistance RPP13-like protein 1. The coding region runs from base 1 to 594 and encodes 197 amino acids. The record is from RefSeq and is a predicted model, not a curated record. The transcript is spliced from 3 exons. Lineage: Eukaryota; Viridiplantae; Streptophyta; Magnoliopsida; Rosales; Cannabaceae.